Molecule: messenger RNA, 1714 nt
Organism: Populus trichocarpa (black cottonwood)
Lineage: Eukaryota; Viridiplantae; Streptophyta; Magnoliopsida; Malpighiales; Salicaceae
Product: aspartic proteinase Asp1
Exons: 8
Coding region: 214-1503 (429 amino acids)
Biological process (GO): proteolysis
Molecular function (GO): aspartic-type endopeptidase activity
Source: RefSeq, a predicted model, not a curated record
GUAAUUAAGCGAAAUUUCAAGAACGAGCAAUGCCCAUGAAUCCUUAAUCUCCUAGCAAAAGACCCCAUGUCAAUACAAACCAAAUUUGGACUCAUAUGGGCUUUUAAAAAUAAACAAAAACAAGUGGAUUGACCAGGUCUUAGUUUUCAUUCAGAUAUUCUACCAAACAUUUGUGGUGCAUUAAUUAACUCACUGACUGUCAAAAAGAGAGAAAUGGGAAAAGAAAAGGAUGGUUUUUGUGUGGUGGGGGUUUUAGUGCUAUUUUUGUUUUUGGGGUCAUCAGUUACUAGUGAUGAUAGCCCGAAAAGGUGGAGAAAGGCUAUGAUAUCAGGUGAAACAAUGGCUUCAUCAAUGUUGAUCAAUAGAGUUCCAUCAUCCAUUGUGUUACCGCUUCAUGGGAAUGUCUAUCCUAAUGGGUACUAUAAUGUGACUCUCAACAUUGGCCAACCCUCAAAACCCUACUUUCUUGAUGUAGAUACUGGAAGUGACCUUACAUGGCUCCAGUGUGAUGCUCCCUGUGUCCAAUGCACAGAGGCUCCUCAUCCAUAUUACCGACCCCGUAACAAUCUAGUACCUUGCAUGGACCCCAUUUGUCAAUCCUUGCACUCUAACGGUGACCACAGAUGUGAAAACCCAGGGCAGUGUGACUAUGAGGUUGAGUAUGCUGAUGGUGGCUCAUCCUUUGGCGUACUUGUGAGGGAUACCUUUAAUCUCAAUUUUACAAGUGAAAAGCGUCAUAGUCCUCUUCUGGCCCUUGGAUGUGGAUAUGAUCAGUUUCCAGGCGGAUCUCAUCAUCCCAUAGACGGAGUGCUUGGCCUUGGCAAGGGAAAGUCUAGCAUUGUCUCACAGCUUAGUAGUCUGGGUUUGGUGAGAAAUGUGAUCGGCCACUGCUUAAGUGGGCAUGGUGGAGGAUUCCUCUUCUUCGGGGAUGAUCUUUAUGAUUCGUCUCGUGUAGCUUGGACACCAAUGUCACCUGAUGCGAAACAUUACUCUCCUGGACUCGCUGAAUUAACUUUUGAUGGGAAAACUACCGGGUUCAAAAACCUGCUCACAACUUUUGACAGUGGGGCAUCUUAUACAUACCUUAAUUCUCAGGCAUAUCAAGGUCUAAUUUCUCUGCUGAAGAAAGAAUUAUCCGGGAAACCUUUAAGAGAGGCAUUGGAUGAUCAAACACUCCCACUUUGUUGGAAAGGCCGGAAACCUUUCAAAAGCAUACGUGAUGUCAAGAAAUACUUCAAGACCUUUGCAUUGAGCUUCACGAAUGAAAGGAAAUCUAAAACUGAGCUUGAAUUCCCACCAGAAGCUUACCUCAUAAUAUCAUCCAAGGGAAAUGCUUGCUUGGGAAUUCUAAAUGGCACAGAAGUAGGGCUGAAUGAUCUAAAUGUCAUUGGAGACAUAUCAAUGCAAGACAGAGUGGUGAUCUAUGACAACGAGAAAGAACGGAUUGGAUGGGCCCCUGGAAAUUGCAACAGGCUUCCUAAAUCCAAAAGUUUCAUCAUUUGAUCAGAAUGAGGGAUGUUAUAAUCAUUAAAAACAAAAGCCCUGUACAAAAAGCUUCUAAGCUGUUAGUCUCUAGCAUUGUGUUCUUCAUACAUUAUGUGCAGCAUAAUUAUCCUUGUAAAGUAUGUAUUUGUGAAACGGUGAAUCAUACAUACAUAGCCCACAGUUAUAAUUAAUAAAUAUUUAAUCAAAAUACAGAGUCGUUUUACUUUCA